UAGAUUAAACACUUGUUCACACAUUCGAAGUUCAAGUAUUUUCGCAUGAUCGUUUUAAAAGGUUAUUGAGAUAUGUUUUGUUUCACUUUCAUUAGAUGUGAGGACGAGCGAAUAUAUUAUUUGGAAUAGGUAUUACAAAGUAGACGGACAGUCAACUUAAUUCAAAAAGAUAAGCAAUCGUAGAUCAUAUCCUCUUCAUCAGAAAUGAGUCGUACAUUUCUUUAUAUGACACAAGUAAUGUUAGUCGUUUACAGUUGCGGUAGAAGCUUUUAUGUUGUUGGCGAAAAUGUUGCCAAUAAUAGCGUGGAUGGAAAGAAUCUUGUUGAUUUUGGAAGGAAAGUUGAUAAACCUAUCUUAAGUCUGCUGGGAACAAUAAUUAUCAACCUGGAAGACAAAUAUCAUAGCUUGAAAGAUAAGUACUCUAAGAUAAGUGACAAACUAUGCCUGUUGCGUACAUGCAAUGACUGGACUGAAUGGUCGCAAUGUGAUACAAGCAUGCAUGGUGGGCAGUUUGGAAUCCAAAAACGAAACAGAAUGUGUGAUGGCAAUACCAAAAUAUGUAAGGGAGGUUCCUCAUCUGAAGUACAGACUGAGUCUACAAUUUGCGAACAAAUGUGUCCAAACCAUUAUAAUAGCACUUAUCGUGGACAUUGUCUGAAGAUGUACUUAAAUCAGAAGAGUAGAAGUGAUGCGGAGAAUACUUGUCGGCUUGAUGGCGGUCAUCUUGUUAAUAUUGACUCCAUGCGAAAGUUCCGUGAUGUAGAGGAAUUACUGCGCGAGCAUUCGGUAAAUUCCUCAGGAUAAUGGAUAGAUGGUAUCCGAUCUGAAGGCAGCCAUGAAUGGAAACAUAAUGUUCAAUCUUUGGAUCCUACAUUUACCUACUGGGAUGUAGCACAAGGCGAACCUCACCUAAGUUCUGGACAACUGUGCAAGGUUUUCUAUUUUGGAAUGACAUCAAAAUUGUGGCGCUGGCAUGAUGGAGGUUGUACAAACAAAUAUAUAUUAUUUGCAUGUGAAAUACUCAGACAAUAAAACUUAACCUGAUUCUUUACCUGUUUCUGUCUGAAAUACACAUGAUACAAUGAAUGUAUAUAACACUAGACCUACGUCAAUUGAAAUAUUAAUCUUGAAAAAUUAUUUCAAGUCCCAUCAUGUCAAAAUGCCUCAGUGGAGACCCUUUAGGACUGUUGUUUGUAUUUUAGUUCUUUUUCAGUUUUUGUUGAUUUGUUUGUGUGUUUACGCCGAUUUUGAACACAUGUUUUAGCCAUAUCUCAGUGUCAUACAACACAAUAAUUUAUUAUAAACUUCAUGACAAUUGGAUUUACACUUUCGUUAAAAAUAUGAACAAUACAACGUAAAAUAGUUUUAAAAUGUGGUAAUUAUAUGCUUCUAUGCACAGAUCAAAGUGCUACUUAUAAAAUUAUAAAAGAAAUAGAUUGUGCUGUUUUAUAAUUUUGUAAAACAAUGAAUUGAGUACAUUUGGUUCAGUAUAUCUGGAAUUCAUGAAUUGCAGUUUUAAAUGCAGUAUUAAAAUGUAUCCAAUGAACCCUUUGAUCAUAUUGCUUACUCACCAACUAGUUUUUCAUGCGCUAAGUAGUGAGAUUGCUUUUUACAUGAAUAUAUUGUAUGUUCUGGCAUUCGGUAUAAAUUUAAAAGUUCGUUAAAUUUUCGAUAUCAGUAAUUUUACUCGGUUUGUGGUUAGAUACUAUUCUUAUUCUCUAGUUUUAAAAGCUGAUAACAUGGAAACACUGUAAACCGUUUUUUAAUGUGUUACCAAUGAAAUACCAUAACACAAUUGUUAAGAUAUCUUCCUAUCGGAACAAAUAAAUCAUCUGCUUUUUG
Molecule: messenger RNA, 1842 nt
Organism: Ruditapes philippinarum (Manila clam)
Lineage: Eukaryota; Metazoa; Mollusca; Bivalvia; Venerida; Veneridae
Exons: 2
Coding region: 205-804 (199 amino acids)
Source: RefSeq, a predicted model, not a curated record